Staurois parvus is the source of this 512-nucleotide messenger RNA. Lineage: Eukaryota; Metazoa; Chordata; Amphibia; Anura; Ranidae. The record is from the annotation of a GenBank genome assembly.
UCAAUUCUGCAAGUAGUUCUAAUUUACUAUCGCUGUUCUCUAGCUGGUCUAAAACCACUUUUGACCUAAAGGGACGCUUUUUGGACGCCAUGGACGUUUCUCAGUUUCCAGGCAGAAAGAACAGUAAAAAUGCAGGCAGGGCACAGGACAAAGCACUCGGGACAAAAUGUAUGUGAAAUGGUUUGAUACAUGAAUGUCACUUUUUGUCAUUUUCAAAUUUCCCGCCGUUCCGUCCCCCGUACGUCCCGACGCUCACAGGGGAUGGAACCCAGAUGACAGAUGCCGGCAUCCGCCGGAUUACAUUGUUGGAGACACUGCAGGAGGGACAUCGCGAGAGCGCAGGACAAGGUAAGUGCAAGAGGGAUCCCGGAGCAGCGCCGUAUGGUAUUCCUGAGUGUAGCUCGGGGUUACCGCUUGUGGUACUGAAACUUUACCCCGAGCUACACUCGAAAAUACCGCCAGGGAGGUUAACCUAUCACAAAGCUGACAGUAGUCUUAAGUACUAUAAAUAG